GGCUCUUAGCUACAAGAUUCGUAGUGGUGCUUUCUUCCACAAUGUCCGACCAAGUGACCUACGCGACACUCACACUUCAGGAUUCCGCUGGGGCAAGAAAUAACCGCAACGGAAACAACCUAAGAAAAAGAGGGCAUCCAGCUCCAGCCCCUGCAUGGCGCCAGGCUGCCCUGGGUCUGUUCAUUCUUUGCCUGAUGCUGCUGAUUGGGCUGGUGACCUUGGGGAUUAUGUUUUUGCAGAUGUCAAAUGAAAUGAACUCGGAUUCAGAGAAACGGAAUCAGCUUCAGAAAAUCAUCCACCAGCAGCAGGAUAACUUAUCCCAGCAGUUGGACUUGCCUGCACAGGAAGAAUCUCUCAAAUCACAGAUAUCCGAUCUACUGAAGAGGCAGGGACAACUGGCCAUCAGACUCUGUGAGGAGCUAAUCAUUCACAUGUCAGACCACAGAUGUAAUCCUUGCCCUGAGACAUGGCAAUGGUACCAAAACAGCUGUUAUUAUUUUAUAACAAAUGAAGAGAAAACGUGGACUAGUAGCAGAAAGCACUGCAUGGACAAAAAUUCUACCCUGGUGAAGAUAGACAGCGUGGAAGAAAAGAAUUUCCUGAAAUCGCGGCCAUUGCCCGUGUCGUCUUUGUUUUGGCUGGGGUUGUCAUGGGACCAUUCUGGCAGGGAUUGGCUAUGGGAAGAUGGCUCUAUCCCCUCUCCAUCCUUAUUUAAUACGAAAGAACUUGCCCAGAUCAACGGAUCCAAAGGAUGUGCUUAUUUGCAAAAAGGAAAUAUUUAUAUUUCUCGCUGUAGUGCUGAAAUUUCUUGGAUUUGUGAGAAGACUGCUGCACUAGUGAAGAUUGAUGAUUUGGAUUGACAGGCUUCUUCCAGAUUUACCAAGUGGGAAGAGACUUGUGAGUAAGCCCAGGUGAAACAGGAGGAAGCUACAGAGCUGGAGCCAAAACAGAGCACAAGCUGACUAUGUGUUUACACCAUCAGCAAGUGGAAUUGCUUCUUAGAACAUUCUCCACUUCGUUGUCUGAUGUCUUCUGUCUGGCAUUCUUACUCAUCAGUCUUCCUACAUAUCACCUGCUCGUCUGUUAUUCUCUACAGAUUUAAAAGUGUGUGAGCUAAUCCAACUUUUGUAUAUGCACCAAUAGAAAGUCGAGAACAAAGGAAUUAUAUCCAGCAUAAAUUUUAGUAAGAAUUACAAAAUAUAUUAAAGCCUGAAUUUUGGAAUACACAUGAUCUUUUAUCAUAGUUCAAGUGACCAGGCUUAUCAGUUUACAGGCCUGAAACACAAGUCACAUGUACAUGGAUUUUAAAAGGAGCUUUAUUCUUUAAUUUCUCUUUCACAGUUUAAUACCACUGUCAGUCUCACAAAGAUAAAAAUUAUUCAAUAAAGGUCAAAAAACCCUGUGCCAGGCCCUCACACAUUUUUGUUUCUCUUUCUUUCCAU
Messenger RNA from Oryctolagus cuniculus (rabbit), 1442 nucleotides. RefSeq names its product C-type lectin domain family 12 member B (gene CLEC12B). Gene Ontology annotation, biological process: negative regulation of signaling receptor activity; natural killer cell inhibitory signaling pathway. Gene Ontology annotation, molecular function: signaling receptor regulator activity; protein phosphatase binding. Gene Ontology annotation, cellular component: external side of plasma membrane. NCBI's taxonomy places the organism in Eukaryota, Metazoa, Chordata, Mammalia, Lagomorpha, Leporidae. The record is from RefSeq and is a predicted model, not a curated record.